AUGGAGAGUGUCAGCGACAGGAGGAGGGAGAGUGUCAGCGACAGGAGGAGAGAGAGAGAGAGAGAGAGAGCGGGGAGAGAGAGUCAGGCAAUAAGAGACAUGGAGGUAGAGAGACACAGAAAGAAUGAGAGCGUCAGGCAGAGGGAGGUAGAGGGAGAGAAUCAGACAGAGAUUGAGAGGGAGAGAUUCAGACCGAAGGAGGGAG
Molecule: messenger RNA, 205 nt
Organism: Chiloscyllium plagiosum (whitespotted bambooshark)
Lineage: Eukaryota; Metazoa; Chordata; Chondrichthyes; Orectolobiformes; Hemiscylliidae
Source: RefSeq, a predicted model, not a curated record